AUCCUGACCUUUGGAGAUUCUUAUUUAACAAUCCUGGGGUAGCAAAGGCUUCCUCAUUUGGUUAACUUGGGUUGUGUGGUGAUUUUGUGUUUCAUCCCUUGUUUUCAAAUUGAUCAGUCAGUAAAAUAUGUUUGAUUUUACAAGGCCUGGAGUGCCUUCAUAAAACCAUGAACAAAAGCAGAUUCCCAAAAUUUGGUAGGUAUGUAUGUGUCCACUGAGCUCCUAUGUUUGAUAUGUAUAUAUGGGCAUUAAAGGAAAAUAAAUGUCCUGUAUAUGUGCAGCCCUUUGGCAGACUUGAUGAUACCUUGUGAUUUUUAAAAGUCAAAACCAACUGUAAUUUGUACAGUCUUCCUCUCCUGCUGUUCUGAAAACAGUCUUGAUGAUUCAUUUAGUAUUGUUUGUAAAUAAGAACAGUCUUUGCAGUUGCAUAAAUAGUUUGAUUUCAAGAUCACUGAGGUCAUGGAGGUGUCACAGGUGUAUCAGUGAAUAAUUUUCAGUGCUGUAUUUGCUUCUUAGCAAGCCAUGCAUGCCAUGUUUUUCUCCUCGUCAUUAAAAGCGUGUCUGCAGCCUCAGGAUGCACUGAGGCUGUAAAAAGGCUGUUCUUCUCACUUCUGAGCUGCACAACUGUACAUUAAUCAUUCCUCAGCUUGGGGUUUGUCUCUCCUCCUGGGCUGCUGGUGCAUGCCCUUUGCUUUCUGAGCAGCUCACUAACAAGCAAGAGGGAAAAGGCAAUGGCUCAUCAGUUUUGUAAAUGAGGUUCCAUUAGCACAUUUCCCUGAAUCCUCCUUUAUUUUCAUCUCUCUUCCACCAGUCCAAAGCCCACCUCAAAUUUUAAAAAAUCUAAAGGACUUUAACUGCCUGAAAGAUCGCAGUCUCUUCUCUCCUGGUGACUUCAUACAACAGCAGUAUAUCCAGCUGAAACAGUCUGUGGUCAGCUGGCAAGGACAGCUGCUGGUGAAUUCAGGAGACAUCUUUGAUGGGUCUGAAUAUGGAACUGGGUGGGGUGGGCACCUGGUGUGUUGGACAGAACACACAGCACGAGUCUAUUCAUCCACUAGUCUUGUCACCACAUGGAGCAGGUUUGUUUUCAAUGUAUAGUUUGUGUGUUUUCCUGACAGGCAGAGGGAGCCUGGUUGCUUUUGGUUCUUAAGCAAUGGGAGAGGCACAUUCUCUGAUAUUAAAGUUUUCUGCCCACAGACACUCUGACUGGAUGAUGGGAAUGCAUUGUGAUCCUUCCUCUGCCCCAUUUCAUCAGGUGGGGAUGUCCACUGCCCUGCUUCUCUGAACUGCUGCUGUUUUUCUGCUGCCUAGACAUAGGAAUAAAAUGAAGCUGAGAUUCAGAAAGGGGGGAAAGACAGACAGGGCCUUGAAGAAAGCAGAACAAUGGAUGCAAACAUGAGGCUCAAGAUGCCUCAGAAGGGGAGAGCAGGCAACUAAAUGAAUAGAUGCUCCAGGUCAGAUAGAUGUAAUCCUCUAAGGCUGAAAGGGAAGAGAGUCCUGAUAAUAAUAUGAAUUAUGUGAGCUCUGUUAUCUCAGGAGCUGUUAGGACAAGAGAAAACUUUUGGGGUGAUAUAAGAGAAAAAUGGGACAAAUCUGUGGCAAAUGGGGACGAUAUAAUGUAAAGUUAUGGCUCAAAUUCCUCAGAAUAUGGGGAAUUAAAAAUAGUAUGCCAUCUUGCUUUUCCCAUAGUUAACAAAAAUGUCUGGGUUUCAGAGGUGUUUAACACCUGUGCUGUCCACUGACUUCAGCAGGAUCUCUGCACAUUCAGUGUCUUUGAAAAUCAAGUGUCUAAAUUCAGAUUUAGUGGCUUCUAGAUGCAUCAUCCAGGAAGGUGUUUAAGUUUUUUUGGAUUGCCUUCCCUCUGAGGUGAUGACUGAAUGUGCUCUGAGUCUUUCUUCAGUUCAAUGAGAGAAGCUUAUCAAACUGCACAAGAUAAUGAAUAAUAAACUUUCUUUUCUGCAUUAGCAACAUGGUCGAGAAAAGCAGAAAAUAAAUUAAAACUGAAAUGGUGUUUGCACCUGCUCUUCUGAAAAGAUAACACCUCUCAAAGAAUGUGUAAUUUCAGCUGAGCUCUUCAAUCUCUGAAACACCAUUAAUCAAUAUCACCUAUUCCCUUCGGUCCCUGUAACCUUGGAAUAAGGACAAAACUUACUGUAAGGAAUCACAUAAAUAGGGCAUAGGUGAAGGAUUACACUGGAGAAAAAGGAUUUUAUUGGCUUUUCUGACCUCUCUUCUUAGCUGAGUUUUUACAGUUAUCUUUUGCUUUUUCUUCUUCACUAAGCCUGCUGCAUUUGAAGAUCCUUUUCUGGGUGUUUUGGUAGCAUUUUCCCUUCUCACUAAGAAAUAGUUUAGGUAGUUAUUUAUGCAAAACUUCUCAUUUAUAUCCAUAAGUUCUGGCGUUAUUGUUUGGAGGUGCAGUGUGUUCUUGGAGGGAGAAAUGCAACAAUACAGCUGUGAAAGGGGGAAUCCAGUCAAGCUUACAGAAUUGAUGUGUUUUAAAGUAAACAUGGUCAAGUGGAUGCAAAAAGCUGCAUGUGUGCAUUCAUACUUUGAUUCAUCAAACUGGUUUAGUUUUGGGAUUUAACAUGAAAGAUACAGUAGACUGAAGAUGCAUUGGAAUAGGCUGGUAUUAACUUGAAAUAUUGUGUAAUUUGAAAUACCUGCAGUUUUGAACCAAUGGUUUUCUGUUGCUGGUGGCUUCAACUGGGGCAGCAUCCUUCUAUCCUUUCUGAGUAAUCUCAUUAAUGAGAUGAAAAAUUAUUACAUAGAAGCACAGAAUCAAUUAGGUUGGAAAAGACGUCUGAGAUCAUCGAGUCCAACCUUAGAGCAAUCACUACCCUGUCAACUAGACCGUGGCACCAAGUGUCACAUCCUGUCUUGAGCACCUCCAGGGACAGUUACCCUACCACCUCCCUGGGCAGUCCAUUCCAAUGUCUAGUCACUCUCUCUGGGAACAAAUUCCUCCUGAUCUCCAACCUCAACCUUUUUAAAUAGCACGUGAAUUAUUCAACUGCAAAAGGUUCAGUUAAGACAAAUUAUAUAUCUAGAUUUGGAUUACAAAUAAGCACUGUGAUAUAGUCAGGUUGUCUCAAUUAAUGAGAUGGCAUAUUGACUGAGUCCCUGGCUUAAAGCCUUUAUACAAAUUUGUGCUACAAAAUCUCCACACACUCCCUGUUAUUUCAGCUAUUAAACUCAAACACUUCAGGAUACAGCUAGGGUAAUCCAUGAAUUUAAGUGGCUCUCACAGAGGUCCCUCGAGAACAGCUGAGCUACCUGUGAAAGUGUCUGUGGCUCAGGAGACCUACUGGCUGCCAUUUUGGGGUGGAAAUCUGAUUAAUUCUUCUACUAUUCUUUUCUCUGUAUGUUAAUUAAGCAGAUGCUGUGUCCAGGCUGGAUUUCUGUAAGUAACUGCUGCUUCAACCAUGGCAAAACAGUGCUGCAAGUGAUGCAAAAAGCAGCUGCUGUCCAGCUCUGUACCUGUCAAUCUUCCUCCCAGACUCUCUACAGCCCCCCUAGAUUUCAACACCCGGUUAGAAGCUUUGAUCUUACCUCACAGUCAAAGAUGGUUUAAACCAACCUUAUUUACUUUGUGUGGUCAUCACUUGGGUGCAUACUCCUUCUGUUGACUCCUCUCCAAGGAGGCUGUGCAAACCAAAAAUACCAACUUCCUUCCCAAACCAGUUGCAGUCAAUUGAAGGUGCCUGCCUUUCAUUCACCCCCUUCAUCUUCAGCAGUGGUGAAAUUGCUCUUAAUUACACAUCUCUCAGAGGCUAUACCAACAUAGGCACUGUGUAUAGAAGGAGCCACAGUGGAAUAAAUGGCUGUCUAAUAAUUAAAUAACACUUUUCUUAAAAACAUAACUAAACAAAACAGACUCAAUAGCAACUUUUUUGUAUUCUUUCGUUCUCAUCUCAAGACCUUUGCUAGUCUAAGCUCUCUGUAGCAGAUGAGAGAAAACCAAAUUAGUCCACGAGUGAUUUCACUGUGUUACUUUACUGUAUAUUGAAGCUGUUCAGUUAGUACUAAGGUGGACAUAUCAAAACCUUCUGAGGAGAAAAGCCAAAGAAAGCAUAGGCCAUUGAAGAAUGUUAUGCUAGUUAAUAAAACAUGGGAGAUUCACAACUUUCUAAUGUAGCAAAUUAAAAAGCAAAAGUACAGGCAGAAAGUGACCUGUGUAGCUCUUCUUCCUGUCCAAACACCUUAUUGUCAGUAUUGUACUGGUGGCUUAGAGAGAGAGUAAGAUGUUCCUAUAUACACCUUUACUGUGUAAAUAUUUAUAUCCACCUACAUAAAAACACCUUUGAUAUUUGCAUGAGUGUUUUCCUGAUAUCAGGAGGAUUUGUGACAUGUCUACAUAUUUGUAGACCACUGAAUGUCCUCUGGCGUUUGCUGUAUGCAAUAGUAAAAUUAAGUACAGGCUUUGACCCGUGUCUCUCCAUGCACAGUCACAAACUCGACUACCUGCAACUAUAUAAUAAUUUGAAAUGUGCCUCUAAGAGGAUUCUCUUAUUAUCAAUUUAGCUCUUCAGUUAUUUAAGUGUCACAUCUACCUCUGGAUGCUUUUUCACAUUUGCUGCUAGAUGAUUGCAAUUAAAAUAUUUAUAUGCAGUGCAUUUUCAUAUAAAUCAUAGCAUAUACUGUCUUAUCCAUUCCAUGUAUUUAGAAAGCAUUUUCACUUCUGGAUUUUAAUUCUGAGAAUGGUAUGUUGGCUUCUUUCCUAACACUGGCUCAGCCAGGGAAAAGGGCUUUUGUUUGUUAGGGGUAUUCAGCACAAUUUAGCCUCUGGCAGUGGAGGUGGAUUGCCUGCUGAAGCCUCUUUGAUAUGUGCAGAUUGAUUAGCAGAAAUUUAAACACUAAUUUGAGCAAAUUAAAAUAGUUUUGUCAGCAGAUAAUUCAGGUGUCUUAAAUGUUUAGGGAUUUAUUUACUGACUGACUUGGUUUUGUAUUUAGAAAUUACACAUUAACAUCGGUACUUUUUUAAAGAAAUUUACACCUAGUGACAUUGAAAAAGUCACCUGCAUCAUACCUCUUCUGAUGACAGUCAUCUUUACACAAAUGCUGUUUGUCUUAAUCCCAUAAAAAUGCUUUCAAUUUCUAAUCUGAAUUAAUGCAUUAAACAUAGAAUUAUCUCUAAAAUUUCAAUAUUUUAUUGCUUGAAGUUCCCCUCUCCCCACCUUGAUUAAUUUCCAAGUUGGCUGGAUAUACACUUGUGCCCUGAGUUGGACCAAAUGCCCCUUAUAAUUGAUGGGAAGUUUUUUAUUAGCUUCACCAUGAGUUGAGUUGGUCCAUAACUUCCAGUGGUGGACCUCCAAGACCUGAGUACUGCUCAGCAAAAUCAAUGUAGUACCUCUGGGGGCAUCAGGAGGGUGUAAAUGUUAUUUCUUUAGCAGGACUAAGGUUCUCAUGCAAGCAAAAAAUAGCAGGGAAAAGUAAGGAGCCUACUGUGGUUUUUAAAAGAGUAUGAAAGAGUUAAAGGUCUGCAAGGUGGCUGUCUUCAAUAUUUGACAUCAUAUUCUUCUGAUCCUAUGUUUAACAUCAAUGAAGUGAGUUUUUCCACUUCAGACAAGACCCUGUGAAAGUCAGCCUGCCUGUGUUCUGGGGUACCUCAUACUGGCACAGCAGUGUUUGUAAUGAUGCUGUAUUUGCCAACAAGAUGCAGAAGGAGGUACUGUAGAGUACCUACAGAAUUAUUUUUUAGUAGCUCAGAUUGGAAGGGCCCGCCUGGGUCCUUGUGGCAGACAGUCUUAGAGCAGUGGAGGUCCUUCCUUUGGAAAGCUAUCACAGGUGUAGUUCAGUUUGCUAAGUGUAAAUUGAACUGCAUUUGCUUUGCAGUUGUGUUUCGUCAGUCCUUCUUCAUCCAGUAAGAAGUUUAUUUUCUGCCUGUUCCUUUUUUGCAGUAUCUGAAGAACCUAAAGAACUUUAUAUAUGUAUCUCCAACAAUGCAGAUAUGUGUGUAAGAUUGAUAAUACCCACACCCACAAAAAAUAAAUGACUAAGAAAGAUUCCUUUUUUUUUUCUCCUAUUUGGAGGACACUUGUGUGUAUUUAUUUAGAGGAAUAGCUUUUCAUCUCUGCUUUUACUCAACCACCAUCAGGAACAUAAUGAGAUGGAUUAGACAAGCAAACUGAGCAAUUGUUCUGGCCCUCUGUUCAUUUAUGGAGUACAUGCAUGGCUUCAGGGGCCUCUACUGUAAAAAAGACAAACAAAGCUCUUCUGGAGUAUUGCCAACUCAGGCAUUCACAAAUGCUAUAUUCAUUUUGUCAUUUUGGAGUCUUUAGGAUUCAAGGUAGCAUUUCAAGUUUUCUUCAUCCAUCCAUGGAUUUUGGAAACUCACUUUGUAAUGUGUAUGGAGAUUCGUAUACACCUGCCUGAAUCCAAUAUUUCAACCUUCUGAAAAGUUUCCUCACUUGCCUCUCCCCUUCUUGCCUCUUUUCAAAAAUAACAGGAAAUUUCAGAUAAAUUAGAAGAUUCACACUGCUGUUACUGUGUGAUAAUUUGUGAUGGAAGUAGAUGAUCACAAAGAGGGGAGGUUUUAAGCUUCUAGGUUGUUAAAGCCUAAAGAAUGUUGUAGUGCUCUGAGGUUUGCAAAAGGGACAAAUUUCUUGUUUCCUGGAAGUGUCAAAACGUUUUUUGUCAGGAAUAGGAUGGUUGCUUCAGAAGCAAAAGGCAGGGCUACUUUGGGAAGCAUUUGUUUCUCUUCCUGUGGGGCAGAAGUGGAGCUUUUGAGUGCUGCAGUAGCACGAGCUGGGAUGCAGGCAGACCUGUUCUGGCUUUUGCCUCAAGUGUAGGACUGCAAGGGUGCAACUGUGAGCCAGCAGUGUGAGUGCAGCUGCUAGGACUGACUGAAAUACACUCUUGGCCUCACAGCUAUAAUAUAAUUUUCCUUUUGCUCAAACUGAAGCAAACUGCAACCUGAAGCAAACUGCAAACUGCAACCUGAAGUUGCAUACUCAUAAACUCAUUUUCUUUUUUUCCUCAAAAUUUUGUGUAUGUGGAACCCUUGGAUCCAGUCCUUGCAGCAUGCUCAGGAUGAGUAUGAGGACCUCAGAUGCUGAUAGUGUUUUUGUGUCUUCAGCCCAUCUAUAGCUCUGCUAGUCUUCCAUGGGCUGUGUGUGAUGGGAUACUUGAUAUUUCACUGUGAGAUAGAGAUUCUGGCCAUGCAAUGGGAAUAUUUGAUCAGUUUAGGGAGAGUGUGAUCUAGAGGAUAAGCUAAUUUCAUUCGCUCAGGUGCCCUGCUGUUCACUGGCAGUUUAACCAGAGCAUUGGGCACAGCAUUGCUACCAAGUGCAUGGAGAUCUGCCCAGAUUCUUUACGGGGUUAAAUACCCAUUCCCUCACUGUGAGCUUGGCUGAGCCUCAUCCCCAAUGAGGAACACAGCAGCCUGGGAAACAGACCCCAGCUGUGGACCCGUGAGAGGGCAGCACAGGAUACUGGGAGAGCCUAGAAGAACACAGGUGUUAUUUAUACACUAGGGAUGCCCCAAAACACCCCUUCUACCUUGGUUUGGCACUUUUGGCAGUGCAGGAGUUGGAUUUGUCAGCUCUUCAUGAGCCGAGAGCUCUCCUGGGCUGUUUUCACGUUGCCAGGGCUGGCUGCUGGUGAUGUUUUUGUCAGUGUCAGUUUGACCCAUUACUUGCUGUAAGCUUAUUUGUUCUGCAGCCUGCAGGUAAACUGCAGUACGAAGAUCCUUCCUGCCAAGAGAUUUGGCUGUAAGUUUGCAGUGCCUGGCUGGCAGUGGGAAAUAGGACUCAGUGUGGUGUUUGUCCUGGAAAUUUUUUCGCUGUGUUUUUGGUAGCAGUUGUUGCUAGGGAGAGCUUGUCAGCCCAACUGGGCAUCCAGUGGGGAGUUCUGUGACUUCCAGGACUGGUCUCAAAGCUUAUUGAUGAUUAUUCUUUACAAUACAGUUCAUGAAAGAAGACUUCUGUGUGAGCUUCACCUUUCAUUUUCAGAAUAAAACGUGUCCAAGUAAACUGGGAGAAAUCAGAAACCAGAUGCCACCACCAUUACCCUGAAGCCUAUAACUAAAAAUUGUAAUUCAUGUUUGAAUUCACAUUUUUGGGUGUGAUUGAGAGUUGGUAAAGAUAAGUUUUGCCACAGUGACACAGUUGUGCUUAUUAAGCAAAUUGUUUGUGCACAAAUGGGAAGAGAUUUGGCUCAGAUUGUUUUUGAUUUUCAGAAACUGCCUGCUGGUCAAGCCCUGGGAGAUUUUCCUAUAUCUGGUGGUAAAUCAGAUUUACAGAGGUAAAUCUGUUGCCCUUUUCAUACAUAUCAACUAGAAGUAACAAACUUGGAGAAACAGAGGGUGUGGGGCAAGGGAAGAUGAAAUACUGAAACCAGGGCAAGUUACUCCUUGAAACACAUUUAUGUCUAGCCAUAUCAUUACUGACAGGUGCACAGGCAGUAAGUGUGGCAUCUAACAAAAUAUCAAAACCUACACAGGAUUAGAAUUUAACCCCAGUUCACUUUUUGAAAAGCCAACUAAUAACAUGAAAACUGAGAUUUAGUUUUAAUUACACUUUUUUUACAGGUUUAUAAAGUUUUGCUGAAUCUCUUUUUCUCUCUUCGUACUGAAGGAUGAUCAGAGAAGAGCAGUUCUCUCCCACAAACUGUUCCAGCAUAUUAAAAUGGCAAAAUCUGGCUUCUUUCCUUAGAAGCCUUUUAAGUAGAAGUCUGACAUUGUUCCCAUGAGGGCUGUAGUUUGGCCAGCUGGAAGACUACCAUACCCUCUUGUAUUCUCCUUACCAAGACUAAAAGAGCAAUGAAGAGGGUUGUUGUAAUAGUUAAUAGUUACCAAAUCAAUUGGGUCCUCAUUUUCAAAUGUAAAGAAAUUACACUGAAUGCAUAUUGGAAUCUAGAUUAUAAAUGUAAUAUGUUUCUACUUUAGCCCAUUAACCAGUUUCAGGUGCCACUUUGUCCAUAAAAUGCCCCUUUCUUUCCUCACAAGUGAAUUCCACAGUUGUGUCAAGACUUUUGAGAAGUUCCUUGGACAAUACAAAAAUUAUUACAUGGCUUUGGAUUCUUCUUAGCACUGGGCAUUCAGCACAUCCAAGGAGGAGCUGGAGCUGUUUUAUCUUAGGCAGCAUCAACAGAUUUGUUUAUUAAAUUGCCUCCUGUUACUCCCUGGAAAUCAGUGGAAAGCUUUUGGGAAGGCACAGGUUGUUGCUUGAGCAUAACUGGUCCUGCCAAACCUUGUUGAUGAUAAGCUGGAGGAAAGGAAGGAAGGAAGGAAGUAAUCCAUCCCACUAGACUGUGAGGGUGUAUUUAGGUGGUAAAAAAAAAUCCUGCUCCUUAUGCAUCUGUGUGGCUGAAAAAAGUGACUGCCAGAAAAUUGUCCUUAACUGCUAUUCACCCUCUCAGCUCUGCUGGUGAAAAUAUCCAUGGUCACGUUCCUUGCUCUGCUUUCACUCAGGUUGGGCUAGAUAAUUAAAGAGAGGUGUUGGUGGGCAUUUUCAUGUUGGCUCAUUUUCUUUGGAGAUGACAGGUGUGAUCCCACAGACAGCUCUGCUGGCACAUUUGAGGGAGAAAUUGCCUUGGAUGGAGAAGAGUGACUUGCAGGGUGGUGACCCAUGUCCUUGCAAGCUUGGGGUUGUUCCUUGGUCAGAGUUUGCCUUCCCCCAGUCUUCCCCCUGCAUUGAGAAGUGAUGUGCAAUGCUGCAGGUAGCUGUGAAAGCUGAAUAACCUGGAAUGAGGUUUAAGCCCUGAUACAUUUUAAGUGCAGUCCCUGCCAGAAGCAGCUCUUUGUUGCUGAUUGAGCACAUUUAAUGGGGAGUUUUGAUAAAAACUAGUGCUCCAGGAGCCUUUAGUGCAAGCAACGCCUCUUAAAUUGGAUUUACUAUUACUGCAUGUGCCAGUUCUGGAAAAUCAAAUUAUUUGAUGUGUUUGUUUUUAUAGCUCAAGGAUAAAUCUCACUUCCAGCAUAAGCAGAUGUAAUUUCAUUUAAGUGAAUAUAGUUGUUACCUUUGUCUGAAAUUUUUGAUUUAGCUGUAAAUCUUUGUUGCCUUUUUAAGGAGACUUUCUUUCUCAGUUGCAUUCAGUACAGACCUACAUUGCGAAUGCUUUGCAGAGGUUUUGGAAAAUUGAGAGGGGCAGGCUCCCUGUGCACUUCAGCUUUCCCCAAAAGAUUACUUCUGUCACAAAAGAUUAAUCUUUGAAGUUUACUGGCCAGAAACACAAAGCGUAGCAGCAAGGAGAGAGACCUCUGCUGCGGGUCAGGGAGCGCCAAGUGGCAGAGGGGAUGGGGAGGGAGGAGAAGACACACCCCUGCCGGAGCCAGGGAGAAGCACCCACUCGCUCACUCACAGCUGGAGCGGCAAACACGAGCGUGCACAGUCCGUGGGGAGAGUGGGAGCUGGCAGGAUGUGCUUCAGUUCGCUGCAGAAUGAAUGAGCUGCUGCUCUCAGGGGAGUUUGGCCCCCGUCGCUGAAGUGCGAGCGCGCGGCUGCAUCAAGUGCACUUGCACUGUCGGAUGCCUCGAUACAGCUAACGGAGAUGGGAUUGACUUGGGUGUCUUGUGUGACGUGCCUGCCAUUUAAUUCCUCUUAGCUGCAGCAAAAAAGAGAGAGAGACUUUGCUUACGUGGCAAGAGACAAAGACACCAGAAUAUUGAAAUGUCAUGUGUUUCGAUGUGACACACCUGCAAAAGCCAUUGCUACAAGUUUACACGAAAUCUGCUCAAAGAUUAUGGCUGAACGGAAAAAUGCUAAAGCUAUGGCCUGCAGCUCAUUGCAAGACAGGACAAAUGUCACCCUUGAUGUUCCUCUGCAAGUAGAUUUCCCAACACCAAAGACAGAACUGGUACAGAAGUUUCACGUCCAGUACCUGGGCAUGCUACCUGUAGCAAAACCUGUGGGAAUGGAUACUCUGAACAGUGCCAUUGAAAGUCUAAUGGCUUCCUCUACCAAAGAUGACUGGUUGCCAGUUACCAUGAACGUUGCUGAUGCUACUGUCACAGUCAUCAAUGAAAGAAAUGAAGAGGAAGUCAUGGUGGAGUGUCGUGUGCGGUUCCUGUCCUUCAUGGGAGUGGGCAAAGACAUCCACACGUUCGCCUUCAUUAUGGACACAGGAAACCAGCACUUUGAGUGCCAUGUUUUUUGGUGUGAACCAAAUGCAGGCAACGUAUCAGAAGCUGUUCAGGCUGCUUGUAUGUUACGGUAUCAGAAGUGCUUAGUAGCCAGACCUCCUUCACAGAAAGUUCGGCCGCCCCCGCCGCCAGCAGACUCGGUGACCAGGAGAGUUACAACCAACGUAAAAAGAGGAGUCUUGUCUCUCAUUGACACUUUGAAACAGAAACGUCCGGUCCCUGAGAUACCAUAGCUGCUUCAGAGAGGAGAUUCUCCUACCCUUUGACUGAAGACAGCAGUAGCUACACUAAGGCAAAUGAACAGACAAUGUCUGACCUUCCAUUUCAGUUGCUGAUGCUUUCUCUUCAGAGAAUUUACCCCUAUCGAAACAAUGUUAGACAAGCAUGUUCUCUCGUUCUUGCCACCAUCGUGUGAUAUGAAAAGAAGCAUGAAUAAUUUUUUUGCUGUCAGUGAGUUACAUCAUGGGCAGUGGAAGGUCUGUUUGAUUGUAAAUACCUGAACAUUACCUAAACUCACACAAAAAAGAGAAUAUGGCCACGUCCCUCCCAGUGAACUCGUGCUAAAGUCCUUGGAGUGAAUGAUGCCUGAGUUUAAAAUUUCACCUUCUUGAGCUGGAUUUGUCAUAAACCAAUCUUAAAUCCUACAGCACUUUGCUCUGUUUUCAACACUGGAAUAGGUAUUAAGUAUUAGCUACUAUUGAAUUACUGUAGCUCAAAUACCAAGUUUUAUUUUUUACAGAACUGCAUCUGUUAGUUUUACAUUGUUUGUCAGCUUUAACAUCUCCCUGACAUGUUUUUGAAUCGUACUGUCAUUAUGUCAUCUUCUGGCUACACAUUAUGGUCUUACAGAAGAAUUGUGUUUAAAACCAAACCAAUGAUGAAAAAUCCAGAAGUGUUUUCAGUAAAUGAGUUGCAGGGUGAUCCACUGAAGCUUUUACACUUUAAACAUACCAAUUCAACUGCUGGCUGUUAAAUUUAUUCUCCUAAAUCUAUCAUUAAUUCAUCAAAAAUAGUUUGUAUCAUGGAAGGCUCAAACCAAUCAGGAAUAAGAAGAAGUAGUUAGUGAUUUUAUUCUCUUACAACUGUUAUAGAGACUAAACUAUUCCAUACCUUUUCUAUACAAGUGUUUGAUGAAAUGUUCAGUUCAGUGUCUGGUUGCAUAAUUCCCCCUUCCCCUCGGAGUUUGUUGCUGAAUACUUAGCAUGCCAGAAGAACAAUUACAUUUCUAUUAUUUACAAAACUUCCUGAAAUUUAUUUUACUUUUAAUGCUCUUGUAACAAAAUAAGACAGUUGUUUUUUAACAGGGUAGUGUUUCAGGUAGUACAUUUGGAUUUCACUGCUUUUGCUCCAAAGACUUCAUCUAAUUGAUUUGCUUUACACACCUACAGACCCUCAAAAUCAGCCCAGCAUUGCCCUCAAAAUUGUACCUCAGGCUGAUUUUGAAAUGCAGUCAUUCAUCUUCAGUCUCUUCCUUUGUCAUCUUCUGUCUAAACCUGCAGAUUGGUACAGAUUUUGGAAAUGGAACAUUAAGUAUGUUUAACUAGUGUUAAAAAUGUUUUGCCUCCAUUUAUAGCUAGGUUCCAAACUGUAACUGUCUCCCAAGUCUGCAAAUCUUGUGAUAAAGGAGCACUGGUAAAGUUCUUGUUACAAUAACUCUUUUUUUAUUUUAAUAUGCGAGAGACUGUUAUAAACAAACUAUUUUCUUUUUUAUUUCCUUGUUUGAAGAAAUUAAUGACCACACCUGGCAAAGUAACUUAGGAACACAACAGGAAAAUAAUGAUGAUUCACAAAAUUUCUGCACUGAAAAAACGCAGAAAAAUCAUUACCAAACUCAGUGUGAUGUAUGAGCAAGUGUCAGGUGAAGGCUGGCUAUGCAACUAUUGUAAUUAAAUUUAGCUUUCUACAAUACCCUCUGAAGAGCUGAUCCUCUAUGGAUCUCAGAUCUCUUCAUGACCACAAUCCUGCACCUCAGGCACUGAAGCAGCUGUUUCCCCUCUCAAGGCUCACGCUCUUGCCACCUCCUUUGCACCACCUCUAUUGCCUGCACAGCUGGAGAAGCUGCUUGUGCUGAGUACACGGGGAGAGCUGGAGGGGAGGGGGUGCAAACAAACCCAGCCCCUUUAGCAGUACCUGUGGCUGAACUGACCACGGAGCCAGAUCACAAAGCACGGGCAUGGCAGCUUGCAUACAGCUUCCAUAGUUUCCAGUCCUGAUCCCAGUCACCUCUGCUAGGAGCAGUAAAACUCACUUCCUAGCACACAAUCCCAGAACUGUUUGGUCUGGAAGAGGCCUCAAAGGUCGUCUCAUUCCAAACCCUAUCAGAGGGCACUUUUCACCAGGCAAAGUUGUCCAUCCAACCUGGUCUUGAAUAUUUCCAGGAAUGGCUGCUCUCAAGCUGUGGUAGCUAACAGGUACCCUUAGGUAGGAUUGUGAAGAGAUUAAAGUUUCCUUGUUCAUCAUUGUGCUAGUGAUUCACAUUUUAUUUUAUUUUAAAUUAAAUACUUUGACAGUAUCUUUUUAAAGUUCCUGCUGACAACGUCGUGAUUGGCAACUGUUGUACAGCAGUGAAUUAAUUUUAAACACUAUAAUUAAAUUGUUUCGUUGCAUCUGCACCGUGCUGAUUCUCCCCAAGAGAGAUCCAGACUCUCUUUAACUAAACCAAGACUUAUCAAACAGCAGUGUAAAGGUUCUACAUCUGUGUUGUCAAGGCUAGGAACAUCUAGUUAGCUUUCAUUAGCAAUGGGUGCAGCUGCAGGCAGGGCUGAGGAGAAGACAGAAAGGUAUUUGAAAAGCUGUACAUCACUUGCCAGUGUAUGUUUUAAGAGGUUUUUGUCUGUUAACAAAAUGCUGUUGAUUUUGCAAAUAUUUAAGUAGUGUGCUUGAUGAUUUGACUAUAUGUGGCCUUUUUGCUUCAGUAGAGCUCCUAAUUCUCCAAAAAAUUAAUACACACCCAGGUGUUUGCAGAAUCAGAGCCUAAUAUUUCAAAGCCUAUUAUCUUCUGUUUCACAAUAUACUCAGACACUGUUUUUACCAUGGCCAAAAAAAGUAUGUAUGAGGGGUGGGUGUGUGUGUGUUUUUGAGCAACUGCAACUGUUCUAGUUGAUGUUAUAGCAACCCUUCAGUUAUCUAUGCAUUUUUUAUAAUACCUAGUGAUUCUGUAGGCCGGCAGCCAUGUUCACUAUGCCUUGUAUGUCUGAUGCCAUAUUCUAACUUAACCUGUUAAAUACAGCUUAAAAUAUUUUUAUUUUAUUUAUUCUAUUUUUACUGAAAUAUCCUGCUUUAUUAUGUUGAUGUAUUGUCUUUACUGGAUGUGCUCUUGUAACAUUCUCCACUCUGUAUACUAUAGGUUGCCUAAAAAAAGGCAGGCUUUGUAAUUAUUUAUAGUCACAUUUUUAUUGAAGUCUGUAGAAGAAUCAUGUAAAGCAAAGCUAACAUUGUAAUUUUUUUCAAUGCAAGUAGUAAGUUAGAGGUAUCACGUGUCAGUCAGUCAUGUCAGCACGCCCCCUUGCAGUAGCAAGGAGAUUUAUAUUCACAGUCAAUGACUAAUAGAUAAAAGCCUUUCUUUUGAAAUCUGUAGUGCUGUAGGUUUUAUUUAAGCCACUUACUGUUUCAUUUACAGGGGAGCAAGGAGGUGUGGGAGAUGCAAGGCUAUGGAGGCCACCUACAGGGUGGUUAACUGGGAAUAACAAAAAUAGCACAGGAAUAGCACAGAAUCCAUUCCCAGUAAGAGGAGGUUUAGUGAUAUACUUCCUGUGCAGAGUCACCUGUACCUACAGAAAUAUUAUGCCCUUCAGUGGCAGAGGAACAAAAAGUGUGGAGUAUCUAAUAGCUCACACCAGUGCUGUCACUAAGGGUUCUACAUUUCUUAAUUUUAUCAAGCAUUUCAUAGAUCGUUUACCAUGGAAUCUAAAAGUGUUAGUACGUCACCCAUGGAAAAGAGAACAUUCUCAUUUCAAGAGCCGGGAUGGGCACAGCAUUUCAGCAUUACCCCCGAAUGCAUCACUCCUUUCUCGGGCACAUCAAUUAACACACUGCCACAUGUGCUGUCCCAUCAGCCCAUGCAAGUUUGAUUUAACAACAGUAAGACAGAAGGAAACACAACACUGUUUAUCAGCAGAGCCCAGUCUUACAUGAAAGUACAUGACUGACAACAAAAAGGACAAUUUUCCCUGCUGUUGACCACUUCUCCAUAUUUAAAUGUAAUCUGUUCUGAGAAUAAAUUUAGCUGCAUAAAGUGAUUGUCUCAACUGUUACUGCUCCAUGAAAUUGCGAAAUUAUUUUGUUCAAAACGGUGGUUGAGGGAAGGGAAAAACAUACUGGUGGUUUAGAGGCAAUAGCAGUACUCUAAGGAGUUUUGUAUCUGGAAAGCUGAAUCAACAGUUUCUAGUUGAAAAUUACAAAUAAACAACUGGAUUACAGAAAAA
Molecule: messenger RNA, 15504 nt
Organism: Motacilla alba alba
Lineage: Eukaryota; Metazoa; Chordata; Aves; Passeriformes; Motacillidae
Gene: APBB2
Product: amyloid beta precursor protein binding family B member 2
Exons: 8
Coding region: 10681-11313 (210 amino acids)
Biological process (GO): regulation of DNA-templated transcription
Cellular component (GO): cytoplasm; nucleus
Molecular function (GO): transcription factor binding; amyloid-beta binding
Source: RefSeq, a predicted model, not a curated record